AUGGGCACCGUUGGACAGCUCUUUCGCUUCGGUAUUGAGCUAGAACUUCUCAUUGCCAAGUCGAAGCAUCAUCAAAAGCAACAGGUAAAAUGGUCCCCCUUUCGAAAGCCGCUUUCGGCGUUUCAGACAGAGCCUACCUGGGAGUCUCUCACAAAAGAUGUCAGUAUUAGGCUCAAAGAAGCUAUAGUUCUCAAUCAUAUCAACAAAAUCAAUGAUGCGUUCAUGUCCAAUUACGGAGAAUGGUCCAUUACCCAAGAGGCCACCAUCACUCCCAAGGACGGACACAUCCUCCUUAAGCUCGUCUCCCCCAUCUACGACUCACUCCUCACCCCCCAAUACGAGUCCGAUGUCACCACAAUCUUUCCACCCAUCGGACUCGCCCGUCUCUCCAAAGCAAUCCUUUACUUCGAGCCCGCGCUUGACUACCUCCUCUUCUCACGCCCCAACCUCCAUACUCAGCUGCAAAAAGAAGACAAGUACUGGUGCCGUUCUAACCGUACCAGCGUUCCUUUACUUGACCUUUCCCUACGGGACUGCUUCUCUAAAAUCGAUGCCGCUUCCGCGAUGGUGACAGACCAAUCAGAAAAUUGUGUCCCACUUGUGGAAACGAUGAACCUGGUCUCCAAAACCUCACCGCGUGACAUUGCCUUGUGCAUGGAUCACGAUUUUGUCCAGGGGAAACUGUUCAAGUGGAACAUGGUUGGGAUGAUGCCCUCGGGUGCAGGUAUUGAUGGUUGUGGUCGUGCGACGGUUGAGUUUCGGCGACCGCCGGGCAGUUUGAGUGCGGAAGAGGCAAUGGGUUGUGUUGGGGUUGCAUUGGCGUUUGUGGCGAAGGCGGUUGAGGUUGAUGGUGAGCAGGAAGGAUAA
This is a messenger RNA of Thermochaetoides thermophila DSM 1495, 867 nucleotides long. RefSeq lists its product as uncharacterized. Bases 1 to 867 code for a protein of 288 amino acids. NCBI's taxonomy places the organism in Eukaryota, Fungi, Ascomycota, Sordariomycetes, Sordariales, Chaetomiaceae. The transcript is spliced from 3 exons. The record is from RefSeq and is a predicted model, not a curated record.